Molecule: messenger RNA, 673 nt
Organism: Ceratina calcarata
Lineage: Eukaryota; Metazoa; Arthropoda; Insecta; Hymenoptera; Apidae
Gene: RpS11
Product: ribosomal protein S11
Exons: 5
Coding region: 81-548 (155 amino acids)
Biological process (GO): translation
Cellular component (GO): cytosolic small ribosomal subunit; ribosome
Molecular function (GO): structural constituent of ribosome
Source: RefSeq, a predicted model, not a curated record
UACGCGUGAGAGACGUAAGAGAAUAAGUAAGGUUGGUCAUCCUCCUGCUUCCGAUCGGUCUUUCCUUUCAGUACAGCAAAAUGGCUGAUCAGACUGAGCGUGCGUUCCAGAAACAGCCCACGAUCUUUCUUAACCGAAAGAAAGGUCUGGGCCCCAAAAGGCGGAAGCCUAUGAGGUACAGCCGCAAUGUAGGUCUCGGCUUCAAAACACCCCGCGAGGCUCUGGAAGGAACCUACAUUGACAAAAAAUGCCCAUUCACUGGCAACAUUUCUAUAAGAGGACGCAUUCUCACUGGAGUAGUGCAAAAGAUGAAAAUGCAGAGGACUAUUGUUAUUCGUAGGGAUUAUCUUCAUUAUAUUAGAAAAUAUAAUCGUUUCGAGAAGCGUCAUCGUAACAUGAGUGUUCACCUGAGUCCCUGCUUCAGGGAUGUGGAGAUCGGUGAUGUAGUCACUAUUGGAGAGUGUAGACCACUCAGUAAAACGGUCAGAUUUAAUGUUUUGAAGGUCUCCAAAGGAACUGGAUCGAAGAAGAGUUUCAAGAAGUUCUAAGAUCACAAAAGCCACGGCUUGGGAAGGAAUGGAGGCUGCUGUGAGCGGAAAAGGGAAAGAUGUUAAUUACCAUCUUGAUUUGUAUCUUACAUCGCAAGUUGACAAAUAAAAAAAAUUUCUAGAUA